Cuscuta epithymum is the source of this 1993-nucleotide messenger RNA. The record is from the annotation of a GenBank genome assembly. NCBI's taxonomy places the organism in Eukaryota, Viridiplantae, Streptophyta, Magnoliopsida, Solanales, Convolvulaceae.
AAAAGAAACAUCCUGACACUAUACAAGGAGUAAACCAAGAGUAUGCGCAAUUUUAUUUCCUACUAUGAGUAUUCAUAUACCCGGCUUGUACCUACCCGAACACCAGAACCGGCGGUUCAUAUUCUUUUGAGAUUAUCCAACCCUACCCGACCCAAACCAACCCCUAGAAGCAUGUAUUGAUCGUAAAUUUCGAUAGUUCAUUUUGUCAGAGUAAAGUUUGAUGAGGGCAGAUCUAGAUGUUUGCCAAGGCUGAAUCUUAUUUGAUACUACGGAGUAUUGGAUAGCUUGUUUUUUUUAUACCAUCGAUAUAACCCUCCUAGUUGCAGAAUGGUGUAUAUUAUAUAAAUGUAUAUAAAAUUAGAGGAUUUAUUUUUGUUUUUACUCUGAAGAGCAUCCGGGUUUCGAAUUUCAAAUGUCAUUUAGACGGGGAGGAGGGAGAGGAGGAAGAGGACGCGGUGGAUUUUCCUUUGGAAAGCAGCAAAAAUUUGAACUAUUUCCAGAAAUCAAGGAUGAGAACUUAGGUAAGGCAACCAUGCUUACUGAAAGGAGAUCUCUAGCACUUUCAUAUGUAAGGCUGAAGAGGUAUUGGAAUUCCUCAGCGUACUUUCUGAGCGAUGAAACCGAUGUUUCAAACAAAACAGAAAGCAUGGAUAUAGAAAGGUAUUCAGACAUGAAUUCAGAUAGAUCCAAAGCGAAACCCCCACUUUCAGAUUUUAUCUUGAUUACCCCAGACUAUUUUCCUGCUGAAUUGGUUAAAGCUGAAAGGAAGACGAAACGUCCUGCAAAAAGAGUUCGCUGGACUCAAGAGGUGGAUUUGCAAAAGUUGGAUGUCUUUGAGAAGCUUGAACAGAAGGGCAUUGACCAGGAUGAAAAGAAAACUGAGGAUGAAGAUGACGAGGAAGGAGAAGAGAAUUCUGAGGAAGAUGAAGAGUCUAGUGAUAAUGGCGACUAUGAUCAAAAUCCUGAUAUUGACGAUGAUGAAGAUGACUUCAAUAUGGAUGAGGGCGAUGUUGAUGAGGCCACAUAUGAAUGACGUUUCUCUGGUAUUGUAUUUGAUCUGCAAACUGCAACUAUACUUUCCCUUCUUUGGCCCCCCUAAGCAAUAAUGCAUCUUUGAUGUUCAAAUAAAGUAGUCCAUUAUUUCUUACUCCAUAUUUAAGUACAUAUAUUUCCAUUGGCAAGUUGCUUGAGACAUAGCGCUAUGAAUUUUGGUGUUAUUGACAUGUAGUCCUGAUUUAACUAGUUUUAUUUACUUAUUAUUGUCAAUGACCUUCCGGUUUACUGGUUUCUGGAAGCUGAGACUUUGCUUCUUCUUGUAAUGCAUGAGCUUAUAUAGAAGUAUAGAAUCUCUUGUGUUUUGUGAUACAUCAUUAUGAUAUGUAUGUGUAGAUAUAUGUGGAUGAACUUUUGUUCCCAAAAGGACCCCUUUUGUCUGCCAAAACUGCUAGGUUUUUAACUCUGACUGGCGUGCUUCUUGGAUUCAUGUAUGUUGCUGCUAUUUCCAUCCCAAAUAUAUGGUACUUCUUUCAGUUCAUGGGAACAACCACUGUCAUGUGCAUCAUGUUCAUUUUCCCAAGCUCGAUAAUCCUCAUUUCUUGGAGAUGUUCAUAAAACAUGUACUAAGCAGGAUAAGAUGCUGGUGGUACUGGUCAUUGGGUUUGCAGUUGGGAUUAGUGCGACAGCCAUUAACUCUAAUGUAUCAACUUAUAUUAUCAAGAAGUAACCAGAUUUGAAGGCGAUAUAGCUAAUUCUUGAUGAUCAUUAGCAUGAUCCAUUGUUUAAAACAUAAUUUGAAAAAAAAAAAUUGUUGUUGUGGAGAGCAGUUUUUGGCAGCCUCUUAGUGUUUCAGGUUAGAAAGUUGCGUCGUUGUAAUUAAUAGUAUUGUGUGCAUUUGUUGGUUCUGAUCUUGAUCCUUUUAUUAUGUUGUAAUCCCACUGACUACGGAGUAUUGUAAUUCUUGAUUAAUAUUGAUAUACAGUCCUUGUUUAAAAAA